This is a messenger RNA of Cooperia oncophora, 684 nucleotides long. The record is from the annotation of a GenBank genome assembly. NCBI's taxonomy places the organism in Eukaryota, Metazoa, Nematoda, Chromadorea, Rhabditida, Trichostrongylidae.
AUGUCCUUUUUCCUCGUAUUUUUUCUGGGAGUAAUUAGCACAAUAUCAAUGCUCAAAAUCGUCAAAUGUUCGCAGUACUUAUCGCUCUUGGAUGAAAACACGUACCUGGACUACGGUGAUAUGGCCGAAUCGGCAUUUGGGCACAGUGUCUAUCCAGUGCUUGUUCGACACAAAUGCAAGGCCAAGUUCAUAUUUCGUGAAUGUUGCCUUUUAGCGUUCCAAGUCGGCGUUGCUAGUGUGGCCUACGUUUUCGUAGUUGAACAUAUUCAGGAGAUCCUGCAACAUUUCAAUGUUGGUACUAACCUGAGUGUCAAGGAACUACUUCUCGCCUCUUAUACAAUUCCAACAAUAUUUGAUCAAUUUUGUUCGAUCGAUACGCGCAGUGACGAUUGUGAGCUUUUUGUAGCCGAACAUCAAUGGCAAGAUCUUCCGUGGGUUACCAGUUUUGAUGGCGUUGUAGCGGCGGCUGGCUCUUUGCUCUAUUCAUUUGAAGGACAAGCUAUGGUUCUUCCGUUAGAGAACAAACUGAAACAUCCUCAAGAUAUGCUUGGAUGGACAGGCGUGCUUUCUACAGGUAUGAGCUUGGUGACAAUUAUUUACACCUAUUGUGGUUUCUACGGAUAUAUCACAUUUGGAAACGCAGUACAAGGCAGUGUGACCCUGAACUUGCCGGACACCACGUGA